Prosopis cineraria is the source of this 1682-nucleotide messenger RNA. RefSeq names its product beta-1,3-galactosyltransferase pvg3. Gene Ontology annotation, molecular function: hexosyltransferase activity. The coding region runs from base 221 to 1150 and encodes 309 amino acids. Gene Ontology annotation, cellular component: Golgi membrane. The record is from RefSeq and is a predicted model, not a curated record. The transcript has a single exon. NCBI's taxonomy places the organism in Eukaryota, Viridiplantae, Streptophyta, Magnoliopsida, Fabales, Fabaceae.
GGUAGAAAUUGUUUCAGAUCUUAUAAGAAGUCAAAAGGGUUAUCCCAGAAGCACGAAAAUGAACACGAACUAGUGCGUACAACCUAAGAUACAUUGGAAUUUAUUAGUAUCGUUAUCACUGCACGAGAUUGUCGAAGCCUCUCAGAGAAGCGCAAACUUCGAUCUUGCUUUCAUAAAAAAAAUCAUCUCUUUCUCAGUUCUCCGACUUCUUCUCGGCAUUAUGAAGCCUUCCAAGUCAGAGAGAGGACGAUUCGUCUUCCUCUGUUUCUUCCUCAUCAUCUCCCUCUGCGUCUAUGCCUCCAUCAAUGAAGCUCGAUUCGAUGACUUGUUAAGAUUCACUCGUGGCUGUGCUGCAGCAAAUAAUUCUUCUACUUCCCCCUCCGAUGGCGGCGGCAAUGACAUCCGAAUUCUCAUCGGAAUUCUCACUCUUCCCGACCAGUACCUCAAGCGGCACUUCCUCCGACUAGUCUACGGCAUACAGUCUGUGGAAGGCGCGAAAAUUGACGUCAAGUUUGUCUUCUGCAAUCUAACAAAAGAAGACCAGAAGACUCUGGUGGCUUUAGAAAUCAUGCGACACGACGACAUUAUAAUCCUCAACUGCCCAGAAAAUAUGAACAAAGGCAAAACGCUAACGUACUUCUCCAGUCUCCCGGAUCUCUUCAACGACACCGACCGACCGUACCCUCCGUACCACUAUGUAAUGAAAGCCGACGACGACACGUACUUGAGACUACCCAACUUGGUGGAAUCUCUGAAGCCGUUGCCGAGGGAAGAUCUGUACUACGGGUAUGUGAUUCCGUGCCGGAGCAUGGACCCGUUCGUGCAUUACAUGUCGGGGAUGGGGUAUCUGGUGUCCUGGGACAUAGCGGAGUGGAUAAGGGAGUCGGAGAUUCCGAGGAAGCAUUUCGAGGGGCCGGAGGAUAAGGUAUUCGGAGAGUGGAUGAGGGAAGGACGGCGAGGGAAGAACAGGUUCAACGGGAAGUGGUCGAUGUACAAUUUUCCGGAACCGCCGACGACGUGCACACACGAACUGUGGCCGGACACGAUCGCCGUGCAUUUGCUGAAGAAUCAGGAGAAGUGGAUUCGAACGCUCAAGUACUUCAAUGUUACGGAUAGCAUGAGGCCUUCAAAGUUGUAUCAUAUACCUUAGGUUGCUUAAUCUUCUAGCUUAUUUUUGGUUAAUUAUUUUUGACCAUUUUGUUUAUUGAUUUAUUUUUACAUAAAACUUGAAAUAAGAAGGGUUGGUUUUGGGGUCUGAUAAUGGGUUAUAUUCUUUUCUUACGUUUAUGUGCUGAACAGUAGAUGUGAUUUUUUCUUCAGAUAGAGAAACAGGGUUAGGGAUGGCGAGGACAGAAAUUAUGAAUACAGGGGAGGGUAUUGAGCCUAAAUGGCCCAUGUCUUGUCUUUCUCCCAUUUCCUUUGCACGCUCGUCAAGUAAUGAAAUGGGAAAAAAAUAACUUACAUUAUAUAUACUGUUAUUUUUUUAAAAAAAUCAAAUUUCAACAUGCCAAAACUUAUCCAAUCACAGACAAAACAAUAUUAUCAAUUGCCUUGUACCGCAAUGACAUUAAGCAUCCCUAUCGAGUGUUUUUAAGUGUGGGUUUGCCAGUUUUACCCUCUACAAAUGUGAUGUAUGCUUGAAUUCUUUCAUCUUAAUAAGAGAAAUUACAUUUUUUAGACUC